CGUGUGGAUUCUCUGAUGGAUCCUGUUGCUCCAGUGUAUGCUAUCUUACGAAGAUGCUCAAAAGAAAUGUUGAUGCUUCAUUACUCAAUACCCGAGUUCAACUCUACAGACCAGUUCCUCGCCUUAGUCGCUCGCAAACUUGGUAGGCUGAAAAAGGGAGCUCGACCUGAUACUAACGCGGCUGCUAAACACGUCUUGCAUGAUUGGAAUAGUGGUAGACUGAGGUACUACACUCAACCACCAGAGGAAGUUUCAUCCACUGCACCUGAGACGGGAGUUUCUGCGGAAAUUGUCAAUCAGUUCAGCAAAGAGUUUGACAUCGAUGCUCUGAAUGACGACUUGAAGCAAUUGGUCGAAGGUUUGUCAUGUUUUGUGGCUCGUUUGUUUUUAUAA
This is a messenger RNA of Cylicostephanus goldi, 393 nucleotides long. The record is from the annotation of a GenBank genome assembly. NCBI's taxonomy places the organism in Eukaryota, Metazoa, Nematoda, Chromadorea, Rhabditida, Strongylidae.